Messenger RNA from Rhinocladiella mackenziei CBS 650.93, 2325 nucleotides. RefSeq lists its product as uncharacterized. Gene Ontology annotation, molecular function: DNA-binding transcription factor activity, RNA polymerase II-specific; transcription cis-regulatory region binding. Bases 1 to 2325 code for a protein of 774 amino acids. The transcript is spliced from 2 exons. Lineage: Eukaryota; Fungi; Ascomycota; Eurotiomycetes; Chaetothyriales; Herpotrichiellaceae. Gene Ontology annotation, cellular component: nucleus. Gene Ontology annotation, biological process: regulation of DNA-templated transcription. The record is from RefSeq and is a predicted model, not a curated record.
AUGCCAGACGGUUCGAACGAUGGAAAGACCCCUUGCGACCGAUGCAAAAACCACAACCGUCCAUGUAAAAUACCUCCAUCUCGCCCGUCGGGCCGAAAACCAGGCUCCCUCGGACGUUAUCGCGGUGUCGAAAAGGCUCUGCGUAAAAUCCAGACGGAACUUCGAAAAGCGAAAACAUCAUCGUCUCCAGACCCACAAAACCUCCAAGGACUCAUGAAUCUCGCCGAUGGCAAGGAAGAAAUUCUCAACUUUCUCUUCACAAGAAGUAGCAGCCAGAAUCAGUCCGCAUGCCAUGCAUCUGAAGAGACAGCUCCGACCUCAAAUCUACCUUCAUUGAAUUCCACCUUCCAGGUUGAAUCCCGACCCCGAGCUUUGACUAUCUCCCAAUCUUCAAACGACCAUGUUUCUCCCCAUCAGAGCGAUGAACCUAUCAGUAACCCCCUAGGUCUGGUCGCCGAUGCCUGCGGAGAAGCUGGAGUCCUAGAUCAGCGAUCAAACGCCGCUUGGUCGUCCCCAGUUUCAAAUCCCGACUCUAUCAAUCUCCUUGCGACAUCUUCUGCGGACAUUGAUUCUCACGGCCUUGCCCGCCAUCUCUUAAGACGGCCAGGAUAUGUCUCGCUUGGUCUCAAGCUGGACCGACAGUGCUUGGAGCAUGGACUGGAUGCUCUUCUUACCCAAGAUAGACAAAUAUGUCGAUAUUUGGACUAUUUCAAACAAUCAGACGUGAAUCAAGACCGAGAUACAGGACCUGAUGUAGAUCCCGUUGAUCUUGGCCUUGUUUCUAUGGAGGAAGCUCACUACCUAUUUCCCAUUUUCUUUGCACGACUCCAUCCCAUUAAUGGGAUCCUUGAUCCUAUGUUACAUACGCCAGAAUUUGUACGAUCAAGAUCCGCGCUACUGUUCACGUGGAUCCUGGCCAUUUCAGCACAAUUCGACCAUGCCUCGGGUUCGAUUUCUAAGAGGCUGCGUAUCCAUGGGGAGCAUCUUUCAAAGUAUGUUCACGCCAACGGAUACAAAUCAGUCGAAAUCGCUCAAGGCUACUAUAUUUCAUUACUCUCUGCUGUUCCUGCGAAUACGAUGGCCGAAGAACGGUCGUGGCUCUACACCAUUUAUGCGUUUGGCGUGGCCGCAGAGCUGGGUCUGGAUCGCCGGUCUCGAGCCGUUGGCUAUUUCAACGGUAUCGUUGGAACAAACAGGCCCGGUCCCGCUUCAUCACAACGUCAGGUGGACGGGAGAACAUCGAGUGGUGCCAGAGGCAAUCAGUCAGAAUUGUUGUUAGGACACCGCACCGAAGAUUCCGGCUAUGCCGAAAGACUGGCCCGAAAUCGAGAACGAACAUGGUUAAGGAUUCUCCUCUGGGAACGAGCGCAUAGCGCUGCUCGUGGCCGAGUGAGUGCAUUUCCAGAGACUGACUUGACCCUCAACAUUGAAACAUGGUAUCUACACCCCCUUGCCGACCCUAAUGACAAGUACACGUGUGCCUUCAUUCUUCUACGGCGACAUCUAGCGGCACUGCACAACGAAUUGAAGAGGCAAGCAGGGUUUCAGCAUACAUCGCGUCACUGGGUACGGGAACUUCUUGAUUCGACUUUGCAGCCUUGGUGCAACGCCUGGCUAGAAUCUCCCGACGUACCGUCGACUCCCGCCGGGCGCACAUCCAACACUUUCCUUCGCUAUGUCUACAUGCACGGAAGGUUGUGGACCCUGUCGUUCGCAUUACACGGCCACAAUAAUAAUACAGCUCAAGACGUCGCUGCUAUCAAAGAAGACUGCUUCGAAGCAGCGGUGAAUUGUUGCGAGAUCGCGGUCCACGAUCUUCAGGAAAUAGGCGAGCCGAUAUAUUGCAUGCUGGCCCCGACUUGGGCAAUGAUAUCUUAUGCAGCUGUUCUCGCGCUCAGAUUGUUCCCCCUCCUGUACGGCGAUUCAGGCUGGGGUGAGGUCGAACUGUUGGCCUUGCUUUCCCAGGUUGCCUUGCAGCUCGAGCGGGCGGGAACAACACCAUCCCACCGCUUUGGAAUCGCCGCUCUACUUGGACAGCAUCUGUUCAUGAUCUUACGAGCUCGAGCCAACGCGUUGAAGUGUGUGACGGAAGCAAGCCAAGUUCGGCGAAGCUUGCCUCUGGACAGCACAAACUUCGAAGCCAGGCAGGGAGCACAAGGACAUACCGACAAUCAGCCUGAACCACAAUCAUUCGAUCCUUUCCUUUCCACUUUUGAUCCGUUUCUAACUGCGCCUUUUUUCCCAAGGGAGGAGGAUGGUGCGGCCGAGGGCUUCACGGAAGCUCUUUGGGAUUGGUUCGGUCAGGGAAUUGGUGGUGUAACUUGA